UAUUCCUCAUUACAGAGAAGUCGCCGCUGGGUAGUGCUAUGAAUACUUUCCCCUAUAUUUAGGCGAAAACUCAAUCCCAGCAUCGAAUAUUAGAACCAAAAGUCAUUACACUGACAUCCUACUCUAAUACGGAGCGACUUCCUCUUGCAUUCAGCGAGCAAACUCAUCUCACACAUAAUGUCUUCAUCCACCAAUUCCUUAGACCAAAAUAUCUUAUUAACACCGUCUUCAAACCUAAUUGAAAAUGGCCAAAUCCUCAACCCCGACGAACUACCCCGCCCCAUAAUUUUCCUCUCCGGCACCACAAAUUACGACAAAGACGAAACCCGCUGGCAACAAACUCUAGCAAAUGCUCUUUUCACCCCAUCUCCCACCACAUCUACAUCCACCAGCAACAAUACCAGCAAGCCAAACCCUUUCACAAUAAUCGACCCCUACAACCCCGCCUGGGACUCCACAUGGCGCGAAGCUCCCUCAGAUGAAAAGUUCGUCACACAGGUAAAUUUCGAACUUCAAGGUUUGGAAUUGGCGGAUAUUGUGGUGGUGGGGUUUAUAGGGGCGGAUGUUCAAGCUGGGAAUAUAGGAGCGGGAGGCACAACGUUGGUGGAGCUUGGGGUGGCGUUGAAGAAGGGGGUGAGCGAGGGGAUUAAAGUGCUUGUUUGUGUGGAAGGGGGCUUUUGGAAAGAGGGGUAUGUGGGGGUUUUGUGUGAGAGGUUUGAGGUGGAGCGUUUUGGGGAUUUGAUGGGGUUGGUUGCGGGGGUGCGGUGGGAGGUGGAUUGUUGGGAGUUGGUGAGGUCAGAUUAGGUGCGGGUAUUUGUAAUUGGUUGGAGUGGGUGAAUGGGAGAAGUUGGCGUGGAGUAUCGUCAUUUCCGAAGGGUGUGUGGUUUAUGCUACACUACUUUACUAGGAUGAGAAGAUAUUCUUAGAUGACUUCCCAAUCACUAUUACUUACCUAGUAGGUACUUGAUAAGAUCACAUGGUUUUGUAAGUAUGGCGAUGCUCAGGAUAUCACAUAUUCUACGAACAAAAGUA
This is a messenger RNA of Sclerotinia trifoliorum, 1032 nucleotides long. The record is from the annotation of a GenBank genome assembly. Lineage: Eukaryota; Fungi; Ascomycota; Leotiomycetes; Helotiales; Sclerotiniaceae.